CAGAAAAUAAAAAUCUGCCUAGCUGUUCUUUUGCUCUUUCACAUCAUCAAUCAAUCAGUCAAUCAUAAUGGCACCAGGAAUUGCAGAUGCUGUCAAAGAGGCCGUCACUGGCUCGCCCUCUGAGAACGCCAAAGUUUUGGCCAUGAAGGAUAACAUCAGGAACUACCAGGACUCGAACAACAGGAUCACUACCGAUUACGGUGUCAAGCAAACAAAUACUGACGACUGGCUCAAAGUUGCAACAGAGGACAAGACAGGUCCCAUGCUACUCGAAGACCAUUCUUCUCGUGAGAAAAUCCACCGUUUCGACCACGAACGAAUUCCUGAGAGAGUGGUACAUGCACGUGGAGCUGGUGCUUUUGGAACGUUCAAGCUUUACGAGGAUGCAUCAGAUGUUACCUCUGCUGGCGUCCUGACAGAUACUUCACGCACCACUCCCGUUUUCGUUCGCUUCUCCACCGUCUUGGGAAGUAGAGGCAGUGCAGACACUGUCAGAGACGUUCGUGGCUUCGCAGUAAAGUUCUACACAGAAGAGGGUAACUGGGACAUCGUUGGAAACGAUAUUCCGGUCUUCUUCAUCCAGGACGCUCUCAAGUUCCCAGAUGUGAUUCACUCUGGCAAACCCGAGCCUCACAACGAGAUCCCGCAGGCGCAAAGCUCGCAUUCAAAUUUCUGGGACUUCCAAUACCUCCACUCAGAAGCGACCCAUAUGUUCCUCUGGGCCAUGUCAGACAGAGGUAUCCCCCGCUCGUACCGAAUGAUGCAAGGCUUCGGUGUGAACACAUACACUCUGGUCAACGACAAAGGCGAGCGCCAUCUUGUCAAAUUCCACUUCACGCCUCAUCUCGGUGUGCACAGCUUUGUAUGGGACGAGGCUCUGAAAUUGGCCGGCCAGGAUCCUGACUUCCAUCGCAAAGAUCUCUGGACCGCGAUUGAGGGAGGACAGUACCCCAAGUGGAAAUUUGGUAUCCAGACCAUCCCCGAGGACCAAGCUGACAACUUCGAAUUCGACCCUCUGGAUGCUACCAAGAUCUGGCCCGAAGAAGAAUUCCCAGUGAGAUACCUUGGCGAACUCGAGCUCAACCGUAACGUAGACGAGUACUUCACUCAGACAGAGCAAGUGGCCUUCUGCACUGGUCAUGUUGUUCCUGGUAUUGGAUUCUCUGAUGAUCCUCUGCUGCAAGGUCGCAACUUCUCUUACUCUGAUACUCAACUCAGUCGCCUAGGCACCAACUGGCAGGAGCUACCUAUCAACAAGCCAGUAUGCCCUGUUAUGAAUCAGAACAGAGAUGGCAAACAUCGCACCACAAUCACCAAGGGAACGGUCAACUACUGGCCAAACCGGUUCGAGGCCACCAAGCCCGCUACUGCCCAGGAGGGUGGCUAUGUUGACUAUCCCCAGAAGGUUUCCGGCAUGAAGACUCGCCUCCGCAGCAAGAAGUUCCGUGAACACUACAACCAAGCACAGCUUUUCUACAACUCAAUGUCCGAACAUGAGAAGAUGCACAUCAUGAACGCACUCUCUUUCGAGCUGGACCACUGCGAUGAUCCAAUCGUAUACAAGCGCAUGGUCGAGAGAAUCGCCGAUAUCGAUCUGGAUCUGGCCAAGGGCGUUGCCGAGAUGGUCGGAGCCGAUAUCCCUGAGGUAGCUGGCCGUCCUAAUCACGGCAAGAAGUCGAAGGGCUUGAGUCAAGAAGACUUUCCUCCAGAGAAUCUGACCAUCGCAACUAGAAUGGUGGCAAUCCUGAUAGCCGAUGGCUACGACGCUGUUGCUUACAACGCCAUUAAAGCGGCCCUGGCGGCUCAAGGUGCCCUUCCUUUCACCAUUGCUCCCCGUCGUACUCCGAUCUACGCUGCUGGCGAAAGUAAGGACUCUGGCAAGGGUGUGGCCCCCGACCACAACCUCGAGGGUCAGCGUUCAACAAUGUACGAUGCCAUUUUCAUUCCCGGUGGAGCUGACAGCAUUGCCACUCUCCGCAAGAACGGGCGUGCCUUGCACUACGUCCGUGAGGCCUUUGGCCACCUCAAAGCUAUUGGCGCUACCGGCGAGGCUGUUAAGUUCGUACAGGACGCUUGUUCUCUUCCCGGUGUCGAAUUCUCAGAGAGCAACAAUGUCGUCGAUUCUUACGGCGUUGUCACUGCUGCUCAGACCGAGGCCAGCACUUUCAAGGACGCUAUCGAUCUUGUAAAGAACGCCAAAGAUUUCUCCAGUGCCUUCUCCUACGCCAUCUCUCAGCACAAGAACUACCAGCGCGAGCUUGAUGGUCUGUCUAGCAUGGUGGCAUACUAAGUGAAGUUGCCUCAGGUUGGGCAUCUUAUUAGUAAUGAGAGGCGUCUAAUAUGCUACACGUGUGUCAUGGAUACCAUUUUAUUAAUAUAGUCUGUUUGGAAAUACCAAAUCGGAUGAUUCACUGUGCGCUAUCCCAUUUUCGGAAUCAAAACUUG
Molecule: messenger RNA, 2445 nt
Organism: Aureobasidium pullulans EXF-150
Lineage: Eukaryota; Fungi; Ascomycota; Dothideomycetes; Dothideales; Saccotheciaceae
Product: catalase
Exons: 4
Coding region: 68-2290 (740 amino acids)
Biological process (GO): response to oxidative stress; hydrogen peroxide catabolic process
Cellular component (GO): cytosol
Molecular function (GO): catalase activity; heme binding
Source: RefSeq, a predicted model, not a curated record